Molecule: messenger RNA, 955 nt
Organism: Salvia miltiorrhiza (redroot sage)
Lineage: Eukaryota; Viridiplantae; Streptophyta; Magnoliopsida; Lamiales; Lamiaceae
Product: RING-H2 finger protein ATL2-like
Exons: 1
Coding region: 223-861 (212 amino acids)
Biological process (GO): protein ubiquitination
Source: RefSeq, a predicted model, not a curated record
AAUUAAACAUCUAAUUUUAGACGUAACGGUUGGACACUACAAUUAUGUAAUUUGGCAUUGAUAUGAUAGCUACCAUUCCGUGUAUAAAAUCGAAGUGCCAUAAAUGGGCAAGAAUCUAGUCAUUCCAAAAUCAUGGGCUUCUUCUAUUACAGAUCUCUAUAUGUAUAAGCAAAUCUCUCUCAAAACUUAUACCCACAAAAAAUCUCGUCGAGUUUCGACAAAAUGGACGAGAAAAAUCAAGAUUCGAUCGGAUACGCCUUCAAGGGUAAGAUCAUGAUCUCAUCCAUCGCCAUACUUUUCUUCGCCUGCUUCGUCAUAGUCGCAUUCCACGUCUGCCGCCGCCGCCGCUCCGACCGCCAUCUCCGCCGCGUCACCUCUCCCGCCGCCGCCCCGCUACCUGCCGCCUCUCGGGGCCUCGAUCCCCUCGCCGUCAGCUCGCUUCCCACUUUCGCCUACAAAUCGGAGAAUCAAGAAUCUCCGCCGGAAUGCGCCGUGUGCUUGUCGGAGUUCGAGGAGGGAGAAACGGGUCGGAUCCUACCCGAAUGCAACCACUGUUUCCACGUUGACUGUAUCGACGCGUGGCUCCGAUCUCACAUCCAUUGCCCGCUCUGCAGAAACCGGGUUAAGGCCGGUAGCCCGCCCGAUUGUGCAGUGGUCUCCAUACAUGAACUGGAGGGUGCAGUUCAAGGGUCGGGUUCCGGGUUGAGUCAGGCUGGCGAAGGCGAUGGAUGCCCUCCUUCCUCAUCGGAGGAUCCGGAUAUUCCAACGCGGCGAGAUAUGAAUAAAAGUGAAGGGGCUCCGGAUCCGGAUCGGACGUUGAACCAGGAUCCGGGUUUCCGGGUGGCUCGAUUCUGGUUGUAAUUUGAUCCUUAAGAAAAAAUGGAUGCACUAAUGUAAAACUGUGUGCUAUCAAGAUUCAAGAAAUGGUAGAAUUUGGCUGCACUUUUUCGUUGUA